Messenger RNA from Amyelois transitella, 747 nucleotides. RefSeq lists its product as uncharacterized. The transcript has 2 exons. NCBI's taxonomy places the organism in Eukaryota, Metazoa, Arthropoda, Insecta, Lepidoptera, Pyralidae. The record is from RefSeq and is a predicted model, not a curated record. The coding region runs from base 75 to 566 and encodes 163 amino acids.
CUCUAUGCAUAUAAAUACCAAGAGAAAAUUCAGUUACAGCAUAGUUUGUGCAAAAAUUUCUUACGAAUCAAACCAUGAGGACCUAUGUGGCUUUAUUCGCCUUCGUGGCUGUUGCGGUGGCCAACCCCCUGCCCUUGGUGCAGCUCGUCAUCAACAUUGACGCUCUCGGCACGUCCGGACAACCCGAAGUACCGCCGAGCCCCAUAGUCGUGCCGCCUCCAGAGACCGACCCCAGCCCCGUAAUCAUCGUGCCUUCUCCCGUUCAGCCAAGUCCUGAAAUCAUCCCUGACCCAGUGAUUCUUCCUAGUCCCAUUGAGCCUGAGAUUAUACCCGAGCCUGUGGUACUUCCCAGCCCCGUUGAACCUGAGGUUGUCCCAGAACCCGUGGUGCUCCCCAGCCCCGUUGACCCUGAUAUUAUCCCGGAGCCCGUCAUCCUCCCCAGUCCAGUAGACCCUGAGGUCAUUCCUGACCCCGUAAUCCUCCCCAGCCCAGUAGACCCUGAGGUCGUUCCCGAACCUGUCGUCAUCCCGAGCCCGGUGGUUGUUCUCCCCGAGAGCCUCAACUAACCAGCUAUUAUGAUAACCAUAUAAAUCCUUUAACGUUACCUCCAUGACAAUUGCUAUGAAUUGUAAUAAUAAUAUUGUAAAUUGUAUAAGCAGACAUCUAGGAUUAAAAUGUUCAAAACAGUUGUCAAAAAUUAUUUAAAGAUUUUCGGUUUUUGAUUUUAAAUAAAUAUCAGCAUGUAAA